This is a messenger RNA of Pelobates cultripes (western spadefoot toad), 3582 nucleotides long. The record is from the annotation of a GenBank genome assembly. NCBI's taxonomy places the organism in Eukaryota, Metazoa, Chordata, Amphibia, Anura, Pelobatidae.
AUGGUGGGUGUUUAGAGGUGGGUGGUAGCGGUGUCCCCUGUCUCAGUCUGUGCUCAAGCUUGAGCCAGAAGUUUGCAAAUAUUUGUUCCAAGCUUGACAAGGGGGCUCGUUGUACUUCAUGUCCGCUCGCGGAUCGUGUGGUCUCCGCCAUCUUGGAAGGGCCUCGCGGCCCUCUUAUAUGUUCCUCGCUUGUGUGUGCCAUAGCUGGGAGGACUCCCAGUAGUGGACCGGGAUCACCCCCAGCGGUCCAGGGGGGUUGCGGGGUGCACGUUCACUGCAAUCGGCUCCCGAGCCGCUCCAGGUUGAGAGCUCGGCCGCCGCUCCCAUCCAGUGCGCACCCGGCCACAUGCCUUCGCGGCUAUAGCCUGCUGUCUGUCUUCUGCUCACGGGCCGCAUUACCGGUUUACCGUGUAGACCGAGGGUCAGUGUGUCGCUUGGGGUCAGUUUGUGCCGUGUCUUGUGGGUCUGAGAUGCUUUUUUAGCUAUUGUAGCUUAGUUCAGGAGGGAGCUUCAGCUAGGCACGUCUUCCCUCCAUGACAGUCAGGCCCCGCCCCCCCUAUAAGAAUUAUAAUUUAAACAGAGUGUAGUGUUUUUCUGAUUUCUUUCAGAUGUAAUAUGCUUUGAAGUUGUUUUCCAAAUAUCUCUCAGUUGUAUAAAUGGCGUCUGCAUGGAUCAGGCACAUGUUAAAGCGGCACUGUCAUGCCGAACUUACCUUUCCCCAAUCGCUUCCUCUUUUCUCCCUCUCUCAGGAUCUGUUCUUCAUUUCUUCUCGUCUGCUCUAGCUUUCUUAAAAACAUAGGACAAAGUAGGGACUAUGUGUCUUAUUGAGGUUUCCUACACCUGACCAUCUCUGACCAGUGUACUUCAUUUCCGCUGGUCAGAGCAAUUUUCUCACAAUUCUCACCUUUUCUCCAUGUUCCCGCGAUGCAUUCUGUCACCUUUCCCGAACGUCCUGUCACUUAGACAGUAUGCCGGCAAAGCUACCGAAUUGCGUCCUAGUUAUCUACCAGUAGGCUGAAAGACCUAAAUUGGUCUUUCAGGCAAAUUUACUAAUACUAAGUAAAGAUUACUUAGUAUUAGUAAAUGCUGCCCCUACUUGCUAUAUCGCGAAUAGGGGCAUGUCUACUAAACAGUGAGCCACCAUAGGAAUAAUGCUUUCCUGAGGGGGAAAUACUGAUGUGAGCAUGGCCAUUGCCAUGCAUGCGCAUUAGGUCUCCGGCGCUGGCGGAGCUGAGCCAGUGUCAAGGGACAUCAGCGUUGAACUCAGGUUAGUGACAGAAAGGGGGAGGGGAGGGAAGCCUUGACAGUGGCAGAAGCUACAGUGCCAGGAAAACGAGUUUGUUUUCCUGGCACAAUAGUUUCCUUUCAAGAGUAAUGCUGGGGUCUGACGGACCCCAUAAAAGAUUCCUUUUUUUUAAGAUUAGAAAUGGUGUAUGGCUGUCAACAUGUUUUAUUGUUUGCAUAUGUAACUCUCCACUUCUGCAAGAUGUUUUUCACGCUUUGUGCUGUAUGGUACAAUUUAUUUUCGCUGACCUCUGAGUGUAAGUUAAAUCUAAUAUAAAUGUUUUACUAUGGCAGGUUUUCAUGUCAAAGAACAAACAUUGAUCACAGAAAAUGUACUGUAUAUUAAUAUGUUUUCAGCAAACCCGCCCCCCCCCCCCAAAAAAAAACACAUUUGCUAAAAAGGAAGGGAAAUCAUAAUAGUAGGCAAGCAUCUCAGAACGGUUUAAAUAAUUUUUCUGAUCAAUCCUGUUUGUUUGGUUUUGUUUUACAGAAUCUCUGCGGAAUCACAAGCAUUCUCUUUUGAAGCAAAAUGUUAAAGUUCAAGGGAACAUUGGAACUUCCUGCACUUCCUGUGAAAUAUUUGAAAUUCAAUACACCGAGCUCUUCAUCACCGAUGAGGACCAGAAUGAAGCUCCAAACCAGCAUGAAUACUUUACAUUAGCCAAUCGUCGGGCUCGGAUCUAUGAGCACAACAAACAUAAAAAAAUCAAGCUGACUGAUCUUAUUUCCCCAAACAAUCCAGAAUGCAGGGAGCCACGCAAGGUGCUGAUAACUGGGAUAGCUGGCAUUGGCAAGAGCUUCGCAGUGAGGAGGAUGAUGCACGAGUGGGCAAUGGGAAUGGCUUUCAAAAAUGUCUCCUGUGCAAUGAAUUUUGCAUUGCGUGAGCUUAACUUAAUAGAAGGUCCAGUCAGCUUUCUUGACUUAGUCACACGAAACCAUAUUCAUCUUCAAGGUGUAUUAGAGGAACUGUGUAAGGAUCCUACAGACCUAUUGGUCAUAUUAGAUGGACUAGAUGAAUUCAAACACCCAAUCAACAAAGGAAAGAAGGUUGAUACCAUCACUGAACGGGUUCCUAUUCAAGAUCUGGUAUAUAGCCUCAUCAAUGGAACAUUACUGUCCAGAGCAUUCGUUGUGGUAACUAGCAGGCCCCACACAACCACUUCUUUGGUCAUGUUUGACCGAAAAGUGGUUAUCCUUGGUUUUGAUGAAAAGCAUGUGAACAAUUUCUGCUUGAGGUUCUUCAGAAACAGCGAACUAUCUGAGAAAGUCUACCAGUACAUCAUGCAGAAUGAUAACCUUUCCGGUUUGUCAUUUAUUCCACUCUACUGCUUCAUCAUCUGCACGGCACUCAAAGGCUUCUUCUCGAACAUCUCAGAGCCCUGCUCCACUGGCAAACCACCACAAACUAUGACUGAGGUUUAUUCCUGCUAUCUGUGUACCACCAUGCAUCAUCGCACAAAUAAAGAGACAUCCAAAACAAAUAAUACUGAGCAGGAGUCCAUUGUACUCUGCACUGAGGCAACUCUUGCAGAAAUGAAGGGCAUUCUUUGUCAGCUGGGAAAACUGGCCUAUUACUCAUUAUUGAAUAAUAAAAUUCUUUUUUAUGGAGAAGACCUCAAAAGAUUUGGGUUUGACCCAUCCCAAUUACCGGAUUCAUUUAUGAAUAGAAUUUUUGUGCACGUGGAAGGGAAAGGGCCCACCGAAAUGUUUUCAUUCUUUCACAUGACUAUACAAGAGUAUUUUGCAGCCCUGCACUGUGUGAUUUGCAUGUCUCCAGACCCUAAGGAACUUAUACAAUGCUUGGAUCUCUGGUGUUUUGGGAAUCAUCCACAAGAGCCGGUACAAAGUCAGCUCCUGUCUUCAUCUAUGAAAAUUAUAACUGCCAAGCAGUGGGAGAAUCUGGAAAUCUUCUCUAGAUUCUUCAUGGGAAUUCUCUCCAACAGAAUUGAAGGGAAAUUAAAGGGGCUGGUGGAUUGUAUGAGUGCUGAUAUUCUUGGUCCCCUUGCCAAAUGGUUUAAAGGAAAAAUUAAAUAUGCAGUCAAUCGGAGACUCCUAAAUCUUUUACAUUGCCUUAGGGAACUUCAGCGAAACACAGUAGUGGAAGAAGUAGCUCCUGACAUUGAUGAGGUCAACUUGUUCAAGGUUAUCCUAAACCCUGCGGACUGUGCUACACUCUGCUACGUGUUGCAACAUUCCACCACCAGACUUAAAAUCUUAAACCUUGGCUACACGAAUAUUGGCAUGCAAGGGCUUCGAAGGCUACAGCCAUUGCUCCAUCGAUGUCAAACACUCCAGUGA